This is a messenger RNA of Penicillium lagena, 501 nucleotides long. RefSeq lists its product as uncharacterized. NCBI's taxonomy places the organism in Eukaryota, Fungi, Ascomycota, Eurotiomycetes, Eurotiales, Aspergillaceae. The coding region runs from base 1 to 501 and encodes 166 amino acids. The transcript has 2 exons. The record is from RefSeq and is a predicted model, not a curated record.
AUGGGCUGGUUCGACGGCCGCUCCACCACCACCCGCUCCAACCGCUCCUCCUCGCCAAAUCUCUACUAUGUCCGCCGAAAAGCCUCACCCUCGCGCAGUAAAUCAGGCUACUCAACUCACCACUCGCGGCACUCGGCCCCCUCAAUCUUCAGCCUCGGCCGCACCGGCGGACGCUCCAGUCCCGCCGCCUCGAUGUUCUCGGCUUUUUCAUCCUCCUCGCGCCGAGCCCGGCCGCGCGAGGGCUUCGUGCAGCGCAUGAUCCAUUCCAUCAAGCGCCUGCUGCGCGAUAUCUACCGCUACAUGCGCCGGCACCCGAUCAAGGUCCUUUUGCUGGUCAUUGUGCCGCUGCUGACGAGUGGUGUUCUGCCGAAUGCCGCGAACCCGGGACAUGGUGGAAUUGGGGGUGGGUUGGGUGGAUUGGGAGGUGUGGGUGGCAUGGGUGGGAAGGGGCUGUCCGAGAGUGUCAGUGGGCUGGUUAGUCUGGCGAAGAUGUUUGCUUAA